AACCCGCGGCAACAUUGGAACAGUAUCGCGCGUAAUUAAAGUGUCGUGGCCUCGUGACGCGACUGUGAGGCGGAGUCAUCAGACAGGUUUCACACAGGUGUGUACGUCCACAACAACACGAGAAACCUGGACGAAACUCAGACAAAUCACUGCUGACUUCGGUAAUUUCAGCAAAAGGCAAUGCCAGAAUCAAGCCGGCAUCAUCACACAAGGGACAAAGACUACUCUAGUCGAGACAGGAGAGAUGAGGACAGAGAGGACCGGAGAUACAGAGAUGACAGAUCACAAAGCCACCGAGAGAAGCAAAGAUACGCUGACACACAAAGGGACCCCCGAGUGUACGAGGACAGCCGAUAUCACAGUCAGGGAGUGCCCAGUUACACCGAGACAUCAUCUUCAUACUAUGAUGACAGUCAACCCUACAAUCAUAAAGGGGCACUCUACAACCUAAAAUACAUCAUAACAAGCAGAGGCAUCUGUCAGGUCAUGGUUUUCUUCUUAAGCUUGUUGAUCGUCAUCUGUGCUGGAGUGAACUACAGUAACUCGGGUCGGUAUCGGGAUAUCGCCAGCUUGGGCGGUUUGUACCAGUACUAUUACGGAGGAGCGAACGCAUUCACCGGAGCAGAGGCGCAGAAGGUCCAGCAGCUCGAUGACCAGUUCUACCAGCUCAAACUGCCCCCUUACGUCUACAGCAUGGCGUGCGGCGGGGCGCUGAUGCUCUACGCUUGUGCCAUGCUGGCCCUCGGCGUGUUUCGCAUGCCCUACCGCUUCCCUCCUCUGCUGCUGGCUGAAGCCCUGCUGGAUGUGCUCAUAGGUCUCGGUUUCAUCCCUGCCCUCGCUUUCUACUUCAUAAAGCUGCAGGAGAUCUACAAUGACCCCGUCUGUAAAGAGAGGGAAGCCAUGUACAGCAGCAAAGGUCACAGAGGGUUCGAGUGCAAUCUCAACGGGGCUGACAUAGCUGGAGGCUUGUUUGGGGUUCUGGGGGUUAUUAUAUUCCUCAUAAGCGCCGUGUUUGCCAUCAAAGCCUUCAUAAGAGUCAGGAAGAUGAAGCAGAGGCCGACAGAAGACGACAACCUGUGAAAGUUACGCCAUUUCAUGAAGAGAUUCGAAUGUGGAAAGCACAGAAGGUCCUACAGUAGUGUAAAUGCUUCGGUUGGUAUUUUUACAGUAUCAGAAGGAUAUAUAUUUUUAUAUUUUCUUUUUUUUUUGUUAAACCUUUGCUUUCUCUUAAGAGUUAUGGACUUGCAAUCUUUUUUUAAAUUCUUUUUUUCAUAUAUUCUUCACAAACAUACUUCAGAUUUGAUUCAUCAAUUAAAAAGAAACACAAUAUAUUGAGAAUGAGUUGAUUUACACAAAAUUAACUAGUGUUUCUGCAGGUCUUGAAAAUCUUUGAAAGUCUUAAUUCAGGGCCUUAAAAAGGUUCUUCAAUCAAGAGCAGAAGGUCUCAAAUUCAUAAAGUCAUGGCAUUAAAUGUUGCAUUCACUGCAAAAAAUAAGUUGUUUCCCAAUACAAAUAACUAGCUUUUUAAAUUGUUUACUUCACAUGCAAAUGUAAACGUCUUGAAAUAUUUAACAAAAUUAAGCAUUUGUGUUUAAAAUUUUGAAUUAAGUGGAUUUUUCUGAGCCAGAAGUGAAAUCUCAUUUUACUUUAACUAUAAUUUCAGUCAUUUUGCAUCUCAAAAAAUGUAUCUUGAUUUAAGAACCUUUAGAAAUUUGCACUGGAAAACAAAUCAAAAAUACUGAGGAUGAACAACACUUUUUUUGCAAUGUGAUCAGAAGGUUCAGUAAAAUAUAUUUCCAUAGUCUAGUCUUUGGGUUAUUCAGGCCAUAAGCUGUUUUUUAAAUUAAUUAAAAAGUAAAGGAGAUCAGUUGAAAGUUGUGCUUUCAAACUUUAAGUAUUGCUUGCUAAUACAACUCAUUGUGUUCUCCCUGUACCAUUACAUUAUGAGAACAGAUACAUAUUCUGAUCCUUUCGAUUGAUUUUCUAAGUUUUCUGUUUGUUCUUAGAUCAUGAAACCAUUAUAAAACCUGCAGGAAACUUUUAUAUGUUAUUUACUACAUAUUCAUCAUCUUACUAUCAUGUUUGUAUUGUCUUUUAUGCCAAUGAGACUAUAGCUCACAGUUUGUAAUUUAAUAUUAAACCAAAUAAUUUUCUUCUCUUUA
Molecule: messenger RNA, 2162 nt
Organism: Carassius gibelio (silver crucian carp)
Lineage: Eukaryota; Metazoa; Chordata; Actinopteri; Cypriniformes; Cyprinidae
Gene: marveld3
Product: MARVEL domain containing 3
Exons: 4
Coding region: 181-1080 (299 amino acids)
Cellular component (GO): membrane
Source: RefSeq, a predicted model, not a curated record